GGGAUGCGAAUAUCAAAGUUGCUAAACGCAUCGGAAUGUGUAAAAGCGGAAGCAAAUCUUGUUCGUAUAUUACAAACGUAGUCGUCUCGCAAAAUGUUUUUCACAAAUAAUUACAAAAUAUUACCAUUGUCAUUUAUAUUUUACUUUGCACGUGUACCUCUCAUCAUAAUAACAAAGAAACAACGGUUGCUAAGGCAGUUUAAUCUCAAACGUAAUUCCCGCCGUCAUAAAUUAGAAUGCUUUUUGGGUGAGAGUGGUAUCCAUCACAUUUAAUGAACUUUUCAAUUCCGUUUUUGAAAGUUACACAGCAAAGAACAGCAUUUGAUUUGGAGAACACUUUAGAACAUGACAAACUUUACCUUUCUUUGUUACUAUGACAACAAACAAUUCUGUUCUGAGCUCUCUUUACUGAUUUAUAAAUUUAAAUGAUUGAAUUCCAAGGUUUGAGGAUAUUUAAAAUUGCUACUUAACAGAAGUUUAUUAUUUUUAAAUAAUCGAAUAGCAAUUUUUUAGAAGAAAAUGGAAGGGGAACCAGGAGCUGAUCAACAGGAUGAAGACAAUGUUGAGGAGGAGGAGGAAGAAGAAGAAGAAGAAGAGGAUGAAGGAGUGGCAGACGAGAAUGAUUCCAGUAAACUUUUCCAACAAAUUUUCACGACAUACCAAAAGAUCAGCGCGCAGCUGCACUUCACGGACGGCAUGGAGGAGGUGGCGCGGGAGUACACGCGCCUGUUCGACGCGGCCAAGGCGUGGCGCAUCCAGGGCGACGAGCUGGGCGAGCGCGUGUGCGCGCUGGAGGAGGAGCUCACCGACAUGGGCUUCAAGUACUCCGAGUGCAAGCAGUACGCCAUCGGCCUGCGCGAGGAGGUGGCCGUGCUCAAGCGGGAGCUGGCGGAGACGAAGAAGCUGGCGGACACGGCGCACACGCGCGAGCAGGGCGCCGUUGAGGUGGUGGCCGGGCUGCGCACGGAGCUGGCGCGCGUCUCCAAGGAGCUGGGCCACAAGGCGCGCAUCGCCGUCCCCGACGAGUGA
Messenger RNA from Gryllus bimaculatus (two-spotted cricket), 1029 nucleotides. The record is from the annotation of a GenBank genome assembly. Lineage: Eukaryota; Metazoa; Arthropoda; Insecta; Orthoptera; Gryllidae.